Molecule: messenger RNA, 2394 nt
Organism: Aspergillus pseudoviridinutans
Lineage: Eukaryota; Fungi; Ascomycota; Eurotiomycetes; Eurotiales; Aspergillaceae
Product: putative ubiquitin fusion degradation protein (Ufd1)
Exons: 1
Coding region: 1-2394 (797 amino acids)
Cellular component (GO): VCP-NPL4-UFD1 AAA ATPase complex
Molecular function (GO): polyubiquitin modification-dependent protein binding
Source: RefSeq, a predicted model, not a curated record
AUGGCUCGGGAGCAAGAUUCAUUACAAUGGUCAUCCAAGUUCUUGGUUGCUCCACCACAGCGCACACCUAAGUUACCUGGAGAUAAGAUUACUCUGCCACAAUCGGCCCUCGAGCAGCUUCUGGCUGCUGCUCCGUUGAGCGACGUGUCGUCUCAGGGUUCCUCGCGCCAAUACACCAGUACAUUUGAUCCAUUCAAUCCUCACACAUUCGCCGCCGAAUCGCGAGCUCGAGCGCAGCAUCUAGACCGCCAAAAGCAGUUACCUCAUCCACUGACUUUCCGACUCGUGAACCCCAAAAAUGAUCGUGCAAUAUAUGCAGGGAUACGGGAGUUCUCAGCUGAAGAGGAAGAAGUGGGUCUCAGCGCUUUUCUGCGACGGGCUCUUGACAUCGAGGAUCAGCUGUUUCAAUUACAAACCGGUGAACAUGUGACAGAGACGGCGCCUUCUGCGGAUUUAAACAAUGGAGGAAGAUCAGAAUCUGUUCGCUCGAUCAGCCACUCAGCCCCCACAGUUACAGUCCAUGCCAAGCAGUUGCCAAAAGGCACCUAUGUUCGCCUACGCCCUCUCGAAGCUGGAUACGACCCAGAGGACUGGAAAGCUUUGCUGGAGCGAUAUUUACGUGACAAUUUCACUACUUUGACUACCGGGGAACUCCUUUCGGUGUCUGGGAAUCGGAACGAACUGUUUAGAUUUCUCGUCGACAAGGUGGAACCCGAAGGCGACGGCAUUUGCAUCGUGGAUACAGAUUUGGAAGUUGAUAUUGUGGCGUUAACUGAAGACCAGGCAAGAGAGACAUUGCAAAGGCGGUUAGAGAAAGCUUCUCGUGCUCCUGGCACCAAAGGGGGCAGCUCAAUAGGCGGGGUUCUCGCCCUGGGAGAGACAGUCACUGGACAGGUGAUCCCGGGCGAAUACGUGGACUACGAACUCAGCAAAUGGGAUCGUGAGGAGAUGAUCGAAAUUGAACUUGAAGGAAUAGAUGACGCAGUUGUGUAUUUGUUCGCAAGUCCGUUCUCCUCGCGUCAGCGGAAUCGACCCCGGUUGGACGAGCACGUUUUUGCCGACUUCUCAAGCCAACCGUCAAAAAAGCUUCAUAUCCGGCCAACAAAUGUUGAACUAGACGGGGCCGAGGCGUUGUAUCUUUCGGUACAUGGCUAUGCUCAAACCGAGGCUGGUGACGGGAUGGCGUCAAUCCAGACCUUACCACUUCGUUAUAGCAUCCGGGUCGUGCAAAGCUCUUCAACCGUUGAAGAGGUGCAACGGACGGGAGACCGGCCAGAUACUCAUGAGCCCGGCGAUGUGCAGUGUAAGAACUGUCAUCAGUGGGUGCCUCAGAGGACGCUUGUUCUUCACGAGAACUUUUGUUUGCGCAACAAUGUGCUUUGUCCUCAGUGCGGCAAUGUCUUCCAGAAGCGCUCUUCAGAAUGGGAAAAUCAUUGGCACUGCCCUCAGGAUUCGUCCCACGGUAAUGAUCUUUCUAGCAAACAUAGGCAUGACAGUAUCUUCCAUACCAGGCGCUCAUGUCCUGGCUGUGGAUUCGAAGCCGACAGCCUUCCGAGCCUCGCUCAACAUCGCACGACUGUAUGUCCAGAGAAGCCAAUUCUAUGUCAAUUCUGUCAUCUGGUAGUACCGCAGAGAGGGGAGACAGACCCUGACAUGCUCGACCCUGAGGUGUUGUUGUCCGGUCUCACUCCGCAUGAGUUGGUUGACGGCGGCCGGACGACAGAAUGCCAUCUCUGCAACAAAAUCAUUCGACUCCGGGAUAUGAAGACACACCUGCGCCACCAUGAUCUCGAGCGUCUCUCUCGACCAACGCCCCGUAUUUGUUUGAACCAGAACUGUGGCAGAACGCUCGAUGCACGCGUAGUGCAGAGCACAAUCACCCCAGGAACCGACACGCUAGGCCUCUGCAGUAUCUGCUUCGGACCUCUUUACGUAGAUACAUACGAUCCCGAAGGAAAAUCGCUUCGUCGCCGCAUCGAGCGCCGAUAUCUCUCCCAGCUGAUGUCAGGAUGCGGUAAGCCCUGGUGUCAGAACGAGUACUGCAAGACAGGAAAGCAACACAGGCUAUCAUCCAACAUCGGCGAUGGCGGGUCGACGUCGAUGAGCACCGCGGAUAUCUUGACCUUGGUGCGACCCCUGAUAGACGCUAUCAAUCUCCGGAGGGACGCGCCGAACACUGCACCUUUCUUCCUUUGCACCGAUCAAGUCGGCCAGCAGCGACGAAUUCUGGCGGAGAUGAUUGCCGCCGAAGGAGCUAUGACCGGAGGGAAGGCAUAUGAUCUGCCAUGGUGUGUUGCUGCUGUCGAAGCCGCCGCUGGGGAUAUUGACAAAGCACGAGAGUGGCUGACAAAUUGGGCGCCUGCUAAAGAUGAGGACAAACGUUCUAUUAGAUGA